AUGGCGGCUAUGCUGCCUCUACUGGAUUCAGGUUGCAGUCGGGAGGCGGGGCAGGAGGCGGGGCUUGGGCGGGUAUCACUCCACCCCUUUGACGAUUGCAGACCGGCUUUAGGACCUGGCGCAGCACGGAAUGAGGCUUCGAGGCGGGCUAGGGGAGGCCGUCGCUCAUAUCUGACGUCACCAGCUCGCGCCGGCGAUAGACGAGGACGCCAACAGCAGCGGAGAAACGUUUCUCUUUCCUCUCAGCUUGCGCACACCAUGGCGGCCCCUGCCCAGCAGACUACUCAGCCUGGCGGCGGGAAGCGCAAAGGCAAGGCUCAGUAUGUGCUGGCCAAGCGCGCUCGGCGCUGCGACGCUGGCGGGCCCCGUCAGCUAGAGCCCGGGCUACAGGGCAUCCUCAUCACCUGCAAUAUGAACGAGCGCAAGUGCGUGGAGGAGGCCUACAGCCUCCUCAACGAAUACGGCGACGACAUGUAUGGGCCAGAAAAGUUUACAGACAAGGAUCAGCAGCCCUCUGGAAGUGAGGGAGAGGAUGAUGAUGCGGAGGCUGCCUUGAAGAAAGAAGUUGGUGACAUUAAGGCAUCUACAGAGAUGAGGUUAAGAAGAUUCCAGUCAGUGGAAAGUGGAGCAAAUAACGUUGUCUUCAUCAGGACACUUGGGAUAGAGCCUGAGAAAUUGGUGCAUCAUAUUCUCCACGAUAUGUACAAAACCAAGAAAAAGAAGACUCGAGUUAUUUUGCGAAUGUUACCCAUCUCAGGCACAUGCAAGGCUUUUUUAGAAGAUAUGAAAAAAUAUGCAGAAACAUUUUUGGAACCCUGGUUUAAAGCUCCAAACAAAGGGACAUUUCAGAUUGUGUACAAAUCUCGAAAUAACAGUCAUGUGAAUAGAGAAGAAGUUAUCAGAGAAUUGGCAGGAAUAGUGUGCACCCUCAAUUCAGAAAAUAAAGUGGAUCUCACCAAUCCACAGUACACAGUGGUAGUAGAAAUCAUCAAAGCUGUCUGUUGCCUGAGUGUUGUGAAAGAUUACAUGUUGUUUAGAAAAUAUAAUCUCCAGGAGGUGGUGAAGAGCCCUAAGGAUCCGUCACAGCUUAACUCAAAGCAGGGAAAUGGGAAAGAAGCUAAACUGGAAUCUGCAGACAAAUCAGACCAAAACAACACAGCAGAAGGAAAAAAUAACCAGCAGGUACCAGCGAAUACUGAGGAGCUGGGGCAGACAAAACCAACGUUUAAUCCACAGGUGGUAAAUGAGGGAGGAGCCAAACCUGAACUUGCAAGUCAAGCCACAGAAGGAUCCAAGUCAAAUGAAAAUGACUUCUCAUAGGAAGUCAUUUGGUGUUGGAGGUGGGUUUCUCACCUGGGGCUCUACGAGAUGUUGCUGGGGCUCCACCUUAAAUUGUGACUAAAAACAGUUUUUUAUUUGUGUGCUGCAUUAUGCUGUUCUCACAGUAGUGAGCAAUGAUUGCGCAGCCCUGUUAACAGUUUUGUUAGGGAUCUUUCAGCCUUUAUGGUAUUAUGUAGAGGCAGACCCAUGUGCUGCUGUUGCAAAGAGGGGAGGAUAGGAGGGGGAUGUUGGCCUCUCCCAGGCUCCUCUUCUGCAGUGCCAGCUGACUUAAGGGAGUGAACUACCUGUGAAGUAGAAAAUCAGAGGGAAGUUUUCAUUCUAAGGAAGGAGUUUUUACAUGCCACAGCUCAGCUGUCUGCCUGCCACUUUGUUGUAAACAGUGCAAAAAUGUGGAUCAUGUAGGUUAGAAGUGAAUUGUUUAGUGAAGUUUUUGUACUUUUGUGAUUUUCUUGUUUAUGUCUGUUUUAUUUUUUUUUUUUUUUUAACAUUUGUGUGUAAUAAAGCUGACAGUCCAGUGUCGCAAUUUUGGAAGGCAAAAUGUGAGAGAGACGAGAACCAUUUUAGGCAUAGAACUACAGAUAUUUCUGAAAAGGUUGGUGAUGAGGAACUUCAGUCUUCUGAGUAUACUUCAGUAUACUAGUGCAACAAGGGACACAAAGAAAUUGUGUCUUUAUAAAGAAAGCUACUUCUCAAGGGUAUUAUGUGGACUCAGUCCAAGCUCUCCUGUCCCAUUGUGCAUUGUCUGUGGCAUGCAACUUACAAAACUAGCAAUUGUAACAAUAAAUCACAGCCACUUGACAAGAAAGGAUAUUCAUUAUUUUCAAAUGGCUUUUGGACUAUCAAAAACGGUAAGGCUUUUGUUCAGAAAUCACCUUUAGUCAAAAGGUUUAAGAAGCAAAUUAUUUAGUAGCAGAACUUAUCUCAGGAAAGGAAAAUAUGCAUGGUUGGUGAGAAUCUAAUAACAUUAAAAUGCUGGGGCAAGAUGCAGUACAAAGUUGAAAAGACUUUAUUCUCAAUAAGUUGAUUUACUGAUGAUAUCUCAUAUGAUGCAAAAAAGGUUUUGUGUCAUUAACUGAAAAGUAGCAGCUUCUCUAUCCAGGAUGAUGAGUCAACAGGUUUCACUAAUAUUUGUCAUGCUGUAGCAUGUGUAAGAUUUGUAAAUGAUGGAAUUCUAAGAAAACUUUUUCUAUUGCUAGGAGCCUGCCAGAACAAAGGCCAAUAUAUAAUGUUGUGACAUCGUAUCUGAUAACCAGAGGUCUGGUAUCUACACUCCUGGUGCCCCAUCAGUGGUUGUCUCCAUAAGUCAUUUUGUGUUAUUAAAAAAAAAAAAAAAGAAAUCCUGAUGUUGACAUUAUAGCACACUGCUUUCUCCACAGAGAUGCUGAUAUCAAAAACUUGAAGAUACAGUGAAGUUCUGAAUAAUGUUACAAAACUGGUUACCUGUAUCAAAGACCCAUUUAUGCAAAAAUGUUAAAAAAAAAAAAAAAACACCCAAAACAAAAACCUGGACAGACAGCACAUAAACCUCCUGCACCAUACAGACAUCCAGUGGCUUCUCUGAGGAAGCGUUCUCUACAGGAUAUUUGAAUUGAAAGGUGAAUUGCCAGAGUACUUACAAUAAAACAGCCAGCUUUUGCUGAGUGCUUUGGAAAUGAAAAAUGACUACAGAAAGUAGCCUAUUUUGCAGACGUUUUUCAUCACAUGAACAAAUGGACAAGUCUCUGAAAGGUUCUGGGGAAAAAAAUUUUUCUUAAAGCGACAAGACUCUUAGAUCUAAAAGGAAACUGACUUGCCACCUUGCCAGAGGAAUUCUUGAAAUGUUUCUGCAGCCACUUGGCCUUGAAAAUAAAGGGUGCAACUCUCAAAUCUUGUUCUAACCCGGCUGGAGGAACCACAAGACCCAAUGAAAUAGCAUUUUCUCUCCUUUUCCCAGCACUAGUAUGUAACCUAUGAGGAACCCUUGUCUCUGAAUCUGCUCAGCUUGAAAUUUUGUCUCUGAAGGAAGAGAAUGAACUCAGCCCUAGUCUGACAGUCCUAGAUUUCUGUGAAAUAAGAGUAUUCUUCAACUUAGUGCUCACACUCACAUACCAUGAGGGUUCUCUGCAGGGGUUUAGGGGUUUCCUGAAUUUGAAAGUUUUUUCAAGGCCUAUUUUUGGGUAAAACAAUUGAAAAGGCAGACACCAACAAAGUCUGCAAAGUUAACUGUCCAGAUUAAGAAUAUUAAGGAGCUGUAAAAUUAGCUUGUAGAAAUGGACUUAUCCUUAAGUUUUAAAAAGUUAGGAAAUCCUAAAAAUGUUAGGCUUCCUGCACAAGUGGCUAUGUUCAUUUAAUGGCUAAUGAACAUGGGAAUGUAUUUUUAUCCUCCUAGCUGGUGGUUCUGUUUGGUAAACCAGACUAGAAUGAUUUGAGAGGGGCAAAGAGAAUAGGCAGGACCUUCCUUCUAUAGCUUUACAUAUUUAGAAUGUUAAUACUUAAUGACAUUGAAGUUACCUUGCAAUGAUUGAUAAGAGGAUUAUUAAUAUCAGUUAGGGGAGUAGGGAGGAUAGGAUUUUGGUGCCUUCUUCAGCAGACUUGCUCCAAGACAAAGAUUCUAUUUUGAUAGUGCAAGACAAAAGGACUCGGAAGAAAAUUGGCCAUAUGCCUACAGAGCAUACAACUCUGUGGAACUAAAUUGUUUUUACUUUGUGAAAGCUGCUAUUUUACGGAAAGAUUUUGAUUAUACAGUUUGUUUUUAAAUUGUCUUUUAUAUUUAUUUGUAUUUGGUAAGAAUCGGUUGUUAUACAAGCUGUUCUUUCCCAGUUACAAAAUCCUGUGUUCGGUUGUAACCUGAACUCAUUAAAAGACUUGUUUUCAGGUUUAUCAACUGUUUAUUUUCACUGACAUUUGAGCAUGUUAUUUUAUAAAUGACGAGAUUCCAGGGUAGGAAGUGCUUUUUAUUCCCCUUUUGUUUUUUCUUUUAAAAAAUUACGUCAGUUAAAAAAAUAAAAAAACUGCAGUCUUAUGGUUUAGAAAACUUGUUUAGCUCCAUAGAGGAAAGAAUGUUAAACUUUGUAUUUUAAAACAUGAUUCUCUGAGGUUAAACUUGGUUUUCAAAUGUUAUUUUUACUUGUAUUUUGCUUUUGGUACGGCCAGAAAUCGAGCUUGUUUUUUCAUAGUUCCUGAUAUUUUCAGAAAAAUCAAAAUAAAUUUGUUCCCUAAAAA
Messenger RNA from Pan troglodytes (chimpanzee), 4542 nucleotides. RefSeq names its product THUMP domain containing 1 (gene THUMPD1). Gene Ontology annotation, biological process: tRNA modification. Lineage: Eukaryota; Metazoa; Chordata; Mammalia; Primates; Hominidae. The transcript has 4 exons. Gene Ontology annotation, molecular function: RNA binding. Bases 1 to 1320 code for a protein of 439 amino acids. The record is from RefSeq and is a predicted model, not a curated record.